Messenger RNA from Linnemannia hyalina, 810 nucleotides. Lineage: Eukaryota; Fungi; Mortierellomycota; Mortierellomycetes; Mortierellales; Mortierellaceae. The record is from the annotation of a GenBank genome assembly.
AUGGCUUUGAUCCUCAAGCCAGCAUAUGCAUUCUACAACCGCCGCUACCAGGCACACCCCAUCCUGACCAUUUGUGUUACCAACGCCUUCCUCGCCGGAAUCUCGGACACCCUCACCCAAAAGUACCUCACCCCUUCGACAACACCAGCUGCAACAACACUAGCAGAGGUUUCGCACAAGAUCGACGAGACAGUCGACAACAUCAGCACCAACGUCCAAGAGGGUGCCACAGAGCUCGCCCACAAAAUCGACCAAACCGUCAACAAUGAUACCAGCGUCGACUCGACCGCCUCGGCAACACUCGAAAAUAUCAAGGAGAAAGGAGGACAAGUCGUUUAUCAGGGGCAAGAGCUGGUCCACCAAGGGAAACAACAGAUCGAGAACCAACUCUCACAAUCAGAUCUUGGCCACAACAAGCAACAACAGACGAUCCCCCCUGCACAGGAUUUUGCGAGAACAGGACGGUUCAUGUUUUACAACUUUUCGGUCGCGCCCAUUAUCCACACCUGGUACACUGUCCUCGACAAGAACUUCCCCAUAGCUGCCCAGGCUGUCAGCAACAAGCAGAACCAGCAAGCGGCUGCCAAGGUUAUGCAUACUUUGAAGCCAGUGGUGAAGCGAGUGAUUGCCGACCAGGUCAUUUUUGCGCCCAUUGGACUUGCGAUGCUCUUUACUGGACUCACUGUUCUUGAGGGUGGAAGUCUCCAGCAGAUCAAGGAUAAGCUGAACAACGUAUGCUUUACAUUUAUUCCUACACUGCAAGCCAACUACCUAGUCUGGCCCAUGGUCCAGCUCGUAAACUUCAGGUAA